CACGCCGCCGCCACCAACCCCGAGGAGGGAUGACCCUCUCCGGCGGCGGCAGCGCCAGCGACAUGUCCGGCCAGACGGUGCUGACGGCCGAGGACGUGGACAUCGAUGUGGUGGGCGAGGGCGACGACGGGCUGGAGGAGAAGGACAGCGACGCGGGCUGCGAGAGCCCCGUGGGGCCGCCGGAGCUGCGCCUGGACGAGGCGGACGAGGUGACGCCCGCGGCACCCCACCAUGGGCAGCCUCAGCCGCCGCACCAACAGCCUCUGGCAUUGCCCAAAGAGGCAACUGGAGCCGGGGCUGGGCCGGGGGGCGAGGCGGGCGCUUCCGAACCUGACGGCUGCAAGGGCGGCGUUGGCGGCGAGGAGGGCGGCGGGAGCGGCGGCGGGCCGGGCUCCGGCAGCGGUGCAACGGGAGGCCUAGCCCCCAGUAAGCCCAAGAACAGUCUGGUGAAGCCUCCCUACUCGUACAUCGCGCUCAUCACUAUGGCUAUCCUGCAGAGUCCGCAGAAGAAGCUGACCCUGAGCGGCAUCUGCGAGUUCAUUAGCAACCGCUUUCCCUACUACCGGGAGAAGUUCCCCGCCUGGCAGAACAGUAUCCGCCACAACCUCUCGCUCAACGACUGCUUCGUCAAGAUUCCCCGCGAGCCGGGCAACCCAGGCAAGGGCAACUACUGGACCCUGGACCCGCAGUCCGAGGACAUGUUCGACAACGGCAGCUUCCUGCGGCGCCGGAAACGCUUCAAGCGCCACCAGCAGGAGCACCUGCGCGAGCAGACGGCGCUCAUGAUGCAGAGCUUCGGCGCUUACAGCCUAGCGGCGGCGGCAGGCGCCGCGGGGCCCUACGGCCGCCCCUACGGCCUGCACCCCGCGGCCGCGGCGGGCGCCUACUCUCACCCGGCUGCCGCGGCCGCGGCGGCGGCGGCGGCGGCGCUCCAGUACCCCUAUGCGUUGCCGCCGGUGGCACCGGUGUUGCCGCCCGCGGUGCCGCUGCUGCCCUCGGGCGAGCUGGGCCGCAAAGCGGCCGCCUUCGGCUCACAGCUCGGCCCGGGCCUGCAGCUGCAGCUCAACAGCCUGGGCGCCGCCGCGGCCGCCGCGGGCACGGCGGGCGCUGCGGGCACCACGGCGUCGCUGAUCAAGUCCGAGCCGAGCGCGCGGCCGUCGUUCAGCAUCGAAAACAUCAUCGGCGGGGGCCCCGCGGCGCCCGGGGGCUCGGCAGCGGGCGCUGGGGGCGCGGGGGUAACUGGGGGCACCGGGGGCGGUGGGGGCGGCAGCGCGGCGCAGUCCUUUCUACGGCCGCCGGGCACCGUGCAGUCCGCGGCGCUCAUGGCCACGCAUCAGCCGCUGUCGCUGAGCCGGACGACGGCCACCAUCGCGCCCAUCCUGAGCGUGCCGCUCUCUGGACAGUUCCUGCAGCCCGCAGCCUCGGCCGCCGCUGCUGCCGCGGCUGCAGCGCAAGCAAAGUGGCCCGCUCAAUAGGGACGCGCCGGUGGCCGGGACCGAGGGCCGGGUGGCGGCUGCCCUUCUAGUUUGCGCGCCCCGCCCCGGGCCCGGCCCCCCUGCCCAAUCCCGGACUCUGCUUCUCCUCCAUUUCCUCCCCCCCGACCCCUCAACACCGACCUUCGGCUGCCUCCACCCCCUCGCGCACACCUAGGCUGGCGGAGCAAACUCUCACCGCACGCCCGCCGGGAAUAGCUUGCGGUACAGGUAAAACCGAAAACCGAAUUUUCCAAAAAUGUACCCCGACGGCUCCUGCUCUCAGUACCGUAGGGAUGGGAGGGAAAUCUUUGUACAUAUUUGUAUAAAAAUUAUUGACUUUCCUUUUGGGGUUCUUAUUUUUUUAAGAAAAAACAAAUUCAGUAGAUUUAGAGCUCUGAACUUUCAUUUUUUUUGAAGGUUCACUCUCCGCAGUUUUAUGUGAGAAAAAAGUGU
Messenger RNA from Lontra canadensis (Northern American river otter), 1928 nucleotides. RefSeq names its product forkhead box D3 (gene FOXD3). The transcript has a single exon. Gene Ontology annotation, molecular function: DNA-binding transcription factor activity, RNA polymerase II-specific; RNA polymerase II cis-regulatory region sequence-specific DNA binding. NCBI's taxonomy places the organism in Eukaryota, Metazoa, Chordata, Mammalia, Carnivora, Mustelidae. The record is from RefSeq and is a predicted model, not a curated record. Bases 30 to 1475 code for a protein of 481 amino acids. Gene Ontology annotation, biological process: cell differentiation; anatomical structure morphogenesis; regulation of transcription by RNA polymerase II.